Messenger RNA from Mytilus californianus (California mussel), 3805 nucleotides. RefSeq lists its product as uncharacterized. The record is from RefSeq and is a predicted model, not a curated record. Gene Ontology annotation, cellular component: extracellular region. Gene Ontology annotation, molecular function: chitin binding. The transcript is spliced from 7 exons. NCBI's taxonomy places the organism in Eukaryota, Metazoa, Mollusca, Bivalvia, Mytilida, Mytilidae. The coding region runs from base 118 to 1653 and encodes 511 amino acids.
UAAUUACCUUGUUGCCACGUCCGUCACGCCCAGGAGAGCAAUGCAUGUCUUUUUUCCUCAAACGUACAGACAAAUAAAAAUUUAGAAAUUUGGAUUUAAUACUACAAAUAUUUACUGAUGAGUUUUGACGAUGAGAAAAUCGAAAGACCUGCCUGGACCUUGUUCUUUGAAGGCACACUUUACAGGAGGUAUUUGCGCUACUUGAAGCAUCAUGAUUUAUCACAGAUGCUUAACAAUGGAACAACUCUACCUUUUAAUUAUAAAACUCCUAUUCAACCUCCAAUUUUGACACAUGAGACAAGUUGGUAUUCUCCACCAAAAUUUCAAUCUGAAGAAGACGAGAUGCCCCCUCCUUAUCACCCUCGAUCCGUAUCUGCAUCUUCUGACCGAUCACAGCAAGACACUGACUAUAAAAAGAUACGAAACAGAACAAGAGUUUUAGUGUGUCUAGGAAUAACUUUAAUAGCACUGACGGCAGCAAUAGUUGCACUUGUUAUACAUUAUUUCUACAUUGAAACACAAAAAGAAGUAAUAGAAAGUGGACAAAAUUUUAUUCACAUUCCUGGAAAUUUUACAGCAAAUGAAACAUUAGCGAUACUUCAGGAUAACAAUACGAGAAUCAUCAAAGAAAAGUAUAUAACUGAUUUAAGAGAUGCAGAAAAUGAAUUAAAGUUUACUUCUCCGGCAAAACCAGUAGGAAAGGGGUCUUUCUGGAGGAACGACGACCCCACUUCUACGACGACAACAAAAAAGCCGAAGUUAGUACUGAUUUCACGGACAACAACUGAGGAAACAGAGGAAUGGUAUCCUUCUUCGUCUUCACCACCAACAUUUGAACCAGUACUUAUAUCAGACGUUGAAACAGCUAUAGGCAAAAAGAAAGCAACAUUUUCCUGCACAAUACAAACAAAUACUGGGGCCUCUGUAUACCUCAAAGGAAAAAAUAUUAAGCUGAAUUUUACAAAAUCACAAAAAAUUAUAGCUACUGGAAUCCAGCAAAGGCAAACAUAUGAUUAUGGUUUCAAAAUCAUGGAUGAUUCAAACAUGACAAAAAUAACGCUAAAAGUUCUGAUACAAGAUGUCCAAUGUGAGGACCAAGAAGAUUUUGUUUGCGGAUACAAAGAUAAAUUGACAACAACAGAGAAACAUGGAAAGCUUACAGUCCAACGUAAACCGUCAUCAAGCAUAAAAAUGAAGAGUCCAGUUGGAAUAAUUGAAGGGCAGGUCGUUGAAAUUGAGGCUACAUGGAAAGGCGGCUAUCCCACUCCGAUUGGUAAUAUUACAUGGUUUUAUUCGGAAGCAGGGGGUAAUUUGUCAGAUGCACAGGCGUUUACAGCUGCCGACAUCUCAUGGCGAAUGAAAAUAAGGGAAGAUAGUUGUAAAACAUACAUAAAUAGUAUCGUCAAGUUCAAGCCUACUCUAGAAAUGAACAACACUAUGUUAUACGCAGUAUCAUCAUUCAGUGGUGUCCAAGCUGGAACGGAAAGAAUUCUUGUAAUUCCAGAAAAUUACUGCGACGACAAGACUGGAAAUGCUUAUAAGCCACAUCCAUAUACUUGUAAGAAAUUUGUACGAUGUAGAACAGAUCGGAUUGAUGUAUAUGAAUGUCCAAAGAACACUUGUUUUACAGAGGAUGUGUCACACUGUGUGUGAUCUAUAAUGGUCAAUGUGUAACAGGAAUGGAAACAAGACUUAUUGUGAAAAAAAACGCAUGCGCACGGGAAAGAGAUUACUCCAAUUUCGUCCUGAAUAUGCAUUUAAUUUAUCACUGGACGUAAUAUAGCCAUCCAUCCAUCCAAUUAGUUAUUUUACAUAAGUAUUAAUAAAUAAACGUAUUUCUGCUUUUAUAAUACAUAAAGCUAGUUUUGUAUAAAUGGAUCAGUUUUUUUUAUCUUUAUAUGGAUCAGUAUUAAGGCGUUUUAAGUUUUGUUUUAUUUAAUACAAAUUAUUUUUGGCCAAUCUUUUCUUUUUCGAAAUUAAAAUAUAAAGGUGUUUAAACAAACUUUUAUAUUGCAUUUGGACGCAACUCAAUAAAUAUUGGAGGCGUCUGAAGAACGAAAAUAAUUUCUAAUUUACUUAAGUAUCGAUUUAAAAGGCAUAUGCAUAUUGCAUUUGUAAUGAACUAUGGAAUAUUUAUGUUUUUCUUCUUAUAAACGGGAGAUAACUCAUAUGUUAAAAAUGAAUUGAAAAAUUUGAUUCUUCGACUCCAAGUAAAACCAGUAUUUUUAGGAUGCAUCUUCUGUUUACAAUUAUGUUAAAAUAUAUAUCAAUGUAAGUUGUAUGUAGGCAUUUAUGUAUGUUUAUACUAUUUGAUAACAUGCAUGAUUUUGUUUAUUUUACUUUUAAAGGCAAUUUAAAAAGAGCGUAAACGAUAUUGAAAUGAGAUCCUACAAUUUUAAAUGCUGGAUGUUCUAUGUAUUUGAAUUUGAGUUGUUGAAAACAAAGAGAUAUAUCGCAUCAUAUGAGAUGAAGUGGUUGGAUCUUUCCUUUUCUAAAAUGAUUUUAAGGAAAUGUAUAGGCCAGCUUUGACUUUUUUCUCACUUCCAUCUGUGUAACAUUCAUCGUCUUUUUUGUUUGUUGCUGUUCCAAUAUUUAGAAAAUCCGGUGUACAUCACGCUAAUAUGACAUAAUAAUUGAAUUUUGGCUGAAAUAAUUUAAAGUUUAUUCUUAUUAUAGAAUUGGAACUAACAAACCACAAGUUAAGUAUUAAAUACAUUAACCAACAAGUUAUGGAAAGUAUACAUGGGCUAAAACUUGAUUAGUUGAGAAUUUUCAGGAUAAACUAAAUAAGUUUGCACUACCCAUUUACUUUAUCGGUAUCCAAUCUAACGAAUUAAUGUUUCUUCACAUAAUGCAUCUUUUAUAACAAGCCAAUAAACUUAGGAGAAGUCAGGUAAACUAAAUCACGACUUAAAGAUAAGUUUACACAAACAUUAUCAAUAUUUAUUAUCUAAUGUCUAUGAGAAGUGUGUAUGAUUGACUUAGGGCUACUGACAAACCAAUUUUCUGAUUAUUAAUUCAAUUAGCGCGUGCUUAGCAACAUGCAAGAAGUCCUUAACAGGUAUUUCGAUACAAAUGUUGUAUCAUACGUUUUCUGAUACAUCUUUUGAACGACGUUAAUUAUGAUGCGUUUGAAUGAUACACUUCCACUAGGACAAUACACGUCCCUUGGAAGGUUCAUCACUUCAUAUAAAAUAAAUAAAUAAAUAAUGAUAAUAAAAUAAUACUAAUAAUCAAUAUAGCACAAACAACUAAACAUUAAGUAACAAGAAACCAGUAAAAUGCGGAAAUUAAUACAGGGAAAGGAAGUUUUGGUGCGACAAUAACGUAAAUAUGGGCACACAAAAUGUAAGCCAUUAGGCCUUCACUGAAAAGUAAGCAUAAGGCAAAAUAAAACGUGACUUUAAAUUAUGCUUUUAAUUCUAGUCAGCCUAAAGCUGCCAAAAGCUUGAGUCUGGUUAAUCUUUCUAUUUCAUUUCUGUUUUUAGUUUUCUUUUAAACCCUAAUAUAUAAAGUAUAUUUUGCUUCCAAGUACCAAUUGAAAAAAGCCGUUGGGUCUUAAAUUACUGGCUAUCCUAGUAUGUUAAUUUUUAACCUUGCAUAGAUAUAGCUGAAAUUAGAAUAAGUCAUGGCCAAUGUCAUUUUUUAUAUUUUUACUUUUAUGUAUACGUAUGUGAGCUUGCAAUCAUUGUGAACUACGUGUACGCAUGUUAGUAUUGAUGCCAUUGUAAAAUCUGUGGUUGUUUGUGUCGUCUGUAAUGUUCCAUGUUGAUAUUUAAUCCAAAGAAAUAAAUCCAUAUAUCUA